UGUGUUCUGUCUAUGUUACUCUCAAUUACUCGUGAAAUCGAUUGAUCCUGAUAUGGGUUUCUACUUUGGAAGAAAACAAAUAAUUGGGUAUUGAUUUCUAGUUGUAGCUGGGGAAGAAUCAUUGGCAAAGUGAAGGAUAAUAAUGGCACUGCCAUGGAGCAUGACUCUUUGGUUAGGGAAGAUGGUGGUGAUAGCUUUGAGAGGUUGGGUCUUUUCCUGUUUAACUGUCGCCGAUGAGAUUGCUGGUGCUCUCAGAAGCGGUGAUGUUGGUCCUUUCCAUGUUGGCUGAUCAACCUGUCUUUAUUUACAAUUCAGCAGGUCCUAUUUAUCUGCAGCAGCCUGUAGGAAAAAGGUGUGGAAUGGGGGACUUUGAAGCCAAACAUGUUCUAAAGCGUUCUAAGUUUUCAGCUCAACAAUGGGGCUUUCGUGAAUGUGCUGAGAAGAUUGAUUGGCCUUGCGAAUUGGAUAUGUUGAGUCAAAGGUGUUCCACAGAAGAAAUAGACUUUGGCUUCAGAUUUCACCCAUACUAUCUCAUGUUUGGCGUGUCUGGACUCACCAUAAAUCUUGCCACAUGAUAUUCAGAGAAGAAAAAAUUUCAUCAAUGAGAUUCAUAUCAUGAUGCAAAUUAGAUGUACAGUUUAUGCAAGCUCCAUUGAUUUUCU
Messenger RNA from Telopea speciosissima, 662 nucleotides. RefSeq lists its product as uncharacterized. Bases 143 to 289 code for a protein of 48 amino acids. The record is from RefSeq and is a predicted model, not a curated record. NCBI's taxonomy places the organism in Eukaryota, Viridiplantae, Streptophyta, Magnoliopsida, Proteales, Proteaceae. The transcript has 2 exons.